GGAGAAAAUAUCGUGUGAAAAAAUAUGUAUGAGUAAAUCGCGCGUACAAUUAAGCCGGUUUUCAUCGCCUCUCUAAAUGUAUUAGCGAUAUUCUUGAACGAGAUGCCAAAAAAUGAUAGAAUAGUAACCACGAAUGCUGCCAUAAUUUCCAAAAGAGAAGAGACGCAUUCGUAGAAUAAGGGUAAAAUAUACUGCGUUAGAUGAGUGUUAAAGAAAUGUUGAAGCAUAAUUUCUUCAAGACAUCAUGGUGUAAAUUACGUACGCGAUACGUACACAAAAAUGCUGCUCUCACAGAAGCCAGGAGGAAGGAAUCCCAAGUGACAAAGAUACGCAACAUUGGUAUAUUGGCACACAUCGAUGCUGGAAAGACCACCACAACCGAGAGAAUGUUAUUCUACUCGGGUCUCAUUAGAAACAUGGGAGAGGUACAUCAUGGUAACACGGUGACCGAUUACAUGGAGCAGGAACGCCAACGUGGAAUAACCAUCACUUCAGCCGCUGUGACAUUCAAUUGGAAAGACUAUCGCUUUAAUCUAAUAGAUACUCCUGGCCAUAUCGAUUUCACCAUGGAAGUCGAGCAGACCCUACAGAUACUGGAUGGUGCGAUCAUUGUUCUGGAUGGCUCCGCUGGCGUGGAAGCCCAAACGUUAACAGUUUGCAGGCAAGCAGACAGGUAUGAUAUACCUCGCCUGAUCUAUGUUAACAAAAUGGAUAGAGCGGAUGCUGAUUUUGACAUGAGUCUUCGUUCCAUCAAAUCCAAAUUAAAUGUCGAGGUGCUACCUAUACAAGUCCCUGUGAAGGAGGCAGGGAUCUUGGAAGGCAUCGUGGAUGUGAUAACUAUGGAGAAGUUAACGUUUGAUAAAAAGCAUCGAGGCAUCGAUCUAAUAAAAACUAAAUUAACUGAAAGCGAUGGAACGCUGUGGCAGAUAAUCAGUGAGAAGCGACGGAUAUUGACUGACAAAUUAUCCGGCCUGGACGACGAACUGGCCGAUAUCGUUAUAGAGCAAGAGUCGCUGGAAAAUGUGCAAUCGCAAGUACUGGUUGAUUCUCUGCGUAGAGUCACUAUAGGUAGGAAGGGUGUACCCGUAGUCCUCGGGAGCUCUUAUAAAAAUAUAGGAGUGCAGCCUCUGAUGGACAGCGUCGUACUCUAUCUGCCGUCUCCGGCCAACACGGGCAAUGCAUACAAAUGUUUCGGUAACAAUCUGGCAGCUCGUGUCUUCAAGAUUGUUCACGAUCAGCAGAGAGGUGCCAUUACUUUCUUCAGGAUUUACUCCGGCAAGAUGAACAAGAGCCAAAAGCUGUACAACGUAACACGCGAGCAAAGCGAACAAUGCACUCGUUUGUACGUCGCCUGUGCCGAUGAUUACGAGGAGGUAUCCGAAGUAGAGUACGGUAACAUCGCGGCCGUCGCCGGACUGAAGAGCACCAUCACCGGCGAUCUAGUAACGACGAGCGCGUCCAUAGCCAACCACGCCAAGCACGCUAUGUCGCAAAAGAAUCCGGAACGGCCGGAUUACGUCAACAGCUUCUUCGCAUCCGGCGUAAACCUGCUCGAUCCUGUCUUUUUCUGUUCUAUAGAGCCACCAUCCUUGUCGGCGCAAUCCGCCCUGGAGAUCGCCCUUCAACAGUUGCGGAGAGAGGAUCCCAGUCUCCGUGUGAGGAACGAUGCAGAGACGGAGCAAAUCAUUCUCGCGGGGAUGGGCGAGCUGCACAUAGAGAUCAUUAAGGAGAGAAUUAAAAGAGAGUACAAGAUCGAUGUGGAUUUAGGCCCGUUGCAGAUCGCCUAUAAGGAAACGAUUCAGGACCCCGUCAGAGACACGCUAGUCGUGGAACACCAGGUGGGCAAGACGAGGCACAAGGUCACCAUAACCAUCUCCCUGAUACCCCAGUACAACGGAACGGAGAGACUGCUCUUGGACAGAUCUCCAGAAAACGCGUCCAACAUUGACAGCAUUCAUCCGCGGGUGAUGGCCGCGAUCAGGAGCGGCGUGAACACCGCAUUGUUGCACGGUGUGAAAUUAAGUUGUCCAGUUAUCAACGUCGGCGUCAAGUUGCACUGGUUGGAGGUGGCACGCGGCACUUCAGACACCAUAAUUUCCGCUGCUACUACGCAGUGCAUCCGAAAGUUACUCCAAGAUGGAAAUGGCAUAUUACUGGAGCCUAUCAUGCAACUGGAGAUCGUUGUACCGCAGAAAUAUUCUUCGAGCAUCAACGCAGACCUUACUCGUAGACGAGCGAAAAUACAACACAUUGACACACGCGGCGAUAAUAAUAAGGUGAUCAGAGCUCUGGUGCCGUUGUCAGAAUUAAUGGGAUAUUCAACGACAUUAAGAAUUCUCACAUCAGGCAACGGGACGUUCUCGUUGGAAUUUGAUCGUUAUCAAUUGAUGACUGCCGCCGAUGAGUGGAAAGUAAUUGAGGAAUUCAAAUUCUGAAAUAAACAGAAACAAUAUUACGGGGUGUACAAUUUCAUGUCGUUUUAUUGACUCAAUCUAAAAUGAAAAUAUACCGCAACACUA
This is a messenger RNA of Ooceraea biroi (clonal raider ant), 2519 nucleotides long. RefSeq names its product mitochondrial ribosome recycling factor 2 (gene mRRF2). Gene Ontology annotation, cellular component: mitochondrion. Lineage: Eukaryota; Metazoa; Arthropoda; Insecta; Hymenoptera; Formicidae. The record is from RefSeq and is a predicted model, not a curated record. Gene Ontology annotation, molecular function: GTPase activity; GTP binding. Gene Ontology annotation, biological process: mitochondrial translation; ribosome disassembly.